Molecule: messenger RNA, 984 nt
Organism: Exophiala spinifera
Lineage: Eukaryota; Fungi; Ascomycota; Eurotiomycetes; Chaetothyriales; Herpotrichiellaceae
Exons: 1
Coding region: 1-984 (327 amino acids)
Cellular component (GO): fungal-type vacuole; plasma membrane
Source: RefSeq, a predicted model, not a curated record
AUGGCAACUGCAAAACCCAUCCCUAAUGGCGCCCUCCAGGGCUGCACACCCUACAAUUCAUCUAUUCUUCCCAGUUAUGGCUACAAGCCCAGUCUGGCCGCUGGUAUCACCUACUGCAUCCUCUUCGGCCUCGCCCUCAGCGCACACUGUGUAUACAGUGUUCUCGGCCGCCGAUGGGCGAAUUACCUACUCGCCAUAGGAGCCCUAGGGGAGCUGAUUGGGUGGGCAGGGCGCACAUGGUCCUCGCAAUGCCCCUACAACAACCAUGCAUUCUUGAUGCAGAUUGUCACACUGGUAGUUUCGCCUGUCUUCUUCACAGCGGCACUGUUUAUCAUGCUGGGUCAACUCAGUGUUCAAAGAGGCGCAAAGUACUCGCUCCUCCCGCCACGGCUUUAUCUCUAUAUCUUCUGCUCAUGCGACGUGAUUGCUCUCCUCAUACAGGCUGCCGGUGCGGCAAUCGCGUCGCACCAGUUCGACACGCAGGGUGAUCCGGAGAAAGGCACUCACAUCGUAGUGGCAGGGCUUGGGUUUCAAUUGGCCGCCAUGACAAUCUUCUUCUGCUGCUUCGUAGCAUUCAUUGCGAGGUCAUUCGAACAGCAAUGGCCAAAUCACGAGAUAACUCUUGUAGCUUCGAUGCUUCUGAGCUUUGUAUGUCUGUAUAUUCGAUGUGUCUAUCGGACCGUCCAGCUUGCGGAAGGCUGGCUAGGUUACUUGUCCCGCCACGAGCCCUUCUUCCUGGCUCUUGACGCUGCACUGAUGGUGGUUUGUGUUGGCAUAUUUGUCUUCUUCAAUCCCGGGACGCUACUUCGUCCGGAGCACAGUCUCAGAGAUCUCAGAGAUCGUGAGGGCACACAAGGUGUCCAGAGAAGCGGCUUCUUACUCGGCCGGCUGCGAAGAAGCAGAGUGGCAGAUACAGAACGAGACAACUCCACGGCUGCUAGCGCCGCUGUUGAGAAUAUGCAAACUCUCGACAAACGAACAUAA